AUGCCGAGCAGUACAGUGGGGUGUGCGGUUUCUGUGAUAGCGCAUCAAUACAAGGCCGGCAGUGCAGAAGAACAGACGGAGUUGGUUGAACUUUGGGACAUUGGUGGUUCCACCAUUCAUCAGAAAGCAUCCGCUAUUUUUCUUGAAGGAGCAACGGGUGCAAUUUUGGUACACGAUUUGAGUAACAAAAAAAGUGAAUUGAAUUUAUCGCAGUGGUUGGCAUUGCUUCGCGGCGAAUCGUUGCCCAUAACUUCGACAGCGUUUACUUCGCCGGUAACUUCACGGUCUCUGCUGACUGAUAUUGAAAGUGUACCUGUACCAGUUUUGGUUGUUGGAUGCAAGUCCGAUCUGGCGCCUGAACGAGCGAAACAGGUCUGA
Gongylonema pulchrum is the source of this 378-nucleotide messenger RNA. Lineage: Eukaryota; Metazoa; Nematoda; Chromadorea; Rhabditida; Gongylonematidae. The record is from the annotation of a GenBank genome assembly.